Opisthocomus hoazin is the source of this 1494-nucleotide messenger RNA. RefSeq names its product ectonucleoside triphosphate diphosphohydrolase 2. Gene Ontology annotation, cellular component: plasma membrane. Lineage: Eukaryota; Metazoa; Chordata; Aves; Opisthocomiformes; Opisthocomidae. Gene Ontology annotation, molecular function: GDP phosphatase activity; ribonucleoside triphosphate phosphatase activity; UDP phosphatase activity. The record is from RefSeq and is a predicted model, not a curated record. Gene Ontology annotation, biological process: nucleoside diphosphate catabolic process.
AUGUCUUGGCGUGAGCUCCUUCCCCCCUGGCUGGUGAUCGUAGCGGGACUGACGGGCAUCGUGCUCCUUUGCGUCUCCACGAAAGAUGUGCCCGUCACCCCUCCCAGGACCAAGUAUGGCAUUGUUCUGGAUGCUGGCCCAUCCCGCACCAUCCUGUUCAUCUACCAGUGGACCACCACCAAGGCAAACAAAACUGGGGUGAUCAGGGAAUGCAGUUCCUGUCUUGCGCAAGGUCCAGGAGUCUCCACCUACUCAAAUUUUCACCAGAAAGUGGAGAAGAGCUUGGAGACAUGUUUGAACUGGGCUCAGACAGAGAUCCCGGCAGAGCAGCACAGCCAAACUCCCCUCUACUUGGGAGCAACCGCCAGCACGAGGCAGCUGAACCUCACCCAUCCCACCCUCUUUGAUGGUCUCCUUGCAGCCCUGAAGUCAUCCCCCUUUGACUUUCAGGGGGCACAAAUCCUGUCCAGUGCAGAUGAGGAAGCAUUCAAUUGGGUUGCUGUUAAUUAUGUCCUGGAGAACUUCUUCAAGUACGACUGGCGAGGACAGUUGGUCCCCUCUGGGAAAGAGACGGCAGGAGUCCUGUCCGUGGGAGGAAGCUCAACAUGGCUCACUUCCAAGGUAGAAGAAGAGAACCAGGCACCAAAAGAGGGAGUGAGGCUGCAGCUGUAUGGAGGGACGCACAAUGUGCACACUCAGCACUGCCCCUGCCACGGCACGGACCAGCUCCGCAGCAGGCUGCUCGCUAUGCUCAUCCAAGAGCAAAGGAGUGCUAAAAUUGUCUCUAAUCCCUGCUGGCCCCUCACCUACUACCGGGAAGUGCAGUGGCGUUCAGUGCAUGCCGGCCCUUGUGCUGCCAGUGAUAACACAUCAGACAUCCCCAGCCCUGAGGAGGUCUUCAACAUCACUGGCUCCAGCAAUCUCACCGCCUGCAUGAGACUCGUGCAAAGCCUGCUCAACUCUUCCUCCUCCUGCAGCUUCAUCGAGCGUUCCCUCAACAGCGGUUUCAAGCCUGUCCGGACCAGGUUUCUGGUGACUUCUGAGGCCAUGGACUUCAUGAGAGAAACUGUACCCUCUCCUGACCUGGGUCAGGCAGUCAACAGGCUUUGCGGACUGUCCAUCAAAGAGCUGGUUAAGGAGUCCCAAACAAGCCUGGAUACACUUGUUGAUUACUGUGUGGUGUCUGCCUUCCUCUUUCACCUCAGCACAAAGGGAUACGCACUUGACUUUGACCGGUCUGUUUGGACUGCAUUCCAGAAGAAGAUGGGUGAUAGAUCAUCUGGCUGGACCCUCGGGUACCUGCUGAGUCUGACCAAUGCCAUCCCCCAGGACCCCCCAAGCUUCCUCAAGGGGAUAGAGCCAGGGGUCUGGUCGUUGCUCCUCAUCCUCUUUGUCGUGCUGCUCACUGGCUCUUUCAUGCGCAUCUCAUACCGUGUGAUGGUCAAGGAAAACAGCUUCAGUAACAGGAACAGCAGUGUUUUUGAUGACAACUGA